Columba livia (rock pigeon) is the source of this 3209-nucleotide messenger RNA. RefSeq names its product fibronectin type III and SPRY domain containing 2 (gene FSD2). The record is from RefSeq and is a predicted model, not a curated record. NCBI's taxonomy places the organism in Eukaryota, Metazoa, Chordata, Aves, Columbiformes, Columbidae. The coding region runs from base 222 to 2579 and encodes 785 amino acids. The transcript has 13 exons. Gene Ontology annotation, molecular function: protein binding.
UUUAGGCAGCAGGGUUCCAGACGAGCUUAAUUAUGCUCGUUUUAAUUUUUAUAAUUUAAUUUCAUUUUGGUAGGAAAAAUACUUGUUAAUUCACUUUUCUAGUCAGUAGUAGCUUCUGAAGCAAGCCUUAUUACAAUUAUGGGGACAAAAGUCUUUGUGGGAGCCAGACAACAUCUUCUGGUUUGAGACUUGUCAUCUCAAAAGCCUCACUGAGGAUACCAAUGUCAUCCAGAUCUGGCAGAGCAAGAGAGUAUGAAACUAGUGACCAGUUGCCUGGUCGUUCAGCUUCCCCCCCAGCCCCAGAGUUUAGUGAGACUGAGGCUGAAGGCUUGAUAUUUUAUCACAUGGAUCUUUACGGAUCAAAGGAGAGGUUUGAUAUAUUUCCUGAAGAGCCAUCUGGUCAAGUAGACAGAUCUCUGGGAGAUACCAGAAGGGAAUCCACAUUGAAUAGCGAGAAAUUUCAGUGCUCACAAGAAGCUGGAUAUGACUUGGAAAAGGAGGUUGCAGAGUUGGCUAGGAUGUAUGGACUUGAUGAGGAUAGAGAAAAAGAGCUUGAACUUCUUGGAGGGCACCUGGAGACGGUGGAGAGCAAAUGGCCACCUGCCCAUGCAGAAAAAGCAGGAUCACAGGGCUCUGUACAUAAUGCAUCAAAAAGCAGCUCUCCAGUGAAAGAUCAAAGUCAAACCACAAAGCAACAGGGACUUCCUAGUGAGGCUUCUCAAGAUGGAGAUCAGAGCAAAGCCAGAGUGGAGGAUGAGGCUGAGAGCCACACGUGGUCCAGAGAGGGGCUUAGCAGUGGUGGCAUGUCAGAUGAGUGGAGCAGUCAGCCUGUCAGUGAGGAGGAGGAGGCGGCAGAUGUUUUUUGCUGUACCUGCAAGAUGCCAAUCCGAGCUUUUGACAAACUGUUUGGUGAGCACAAGGAUCACGAGGUGGCUCAGCUCCCCAGUGCUGUGGAAAGUGAAAAGGAGGAGAUUCAUAAGAAUAUGUGCAAGUUGGAAGAGCAGAUUGCUCAGAUGGAAAACUUCGCCAGUCACUUGGAGGAAAUCUUCAUCACUGUAGAGGAAAACUUCGGAAGGCAGGAGCAGAACUUUGAGGCGCAUUACAAUGACGCGGUGCAAGUGCUCGCUCAGAAGUACGAAGAACAGCUGGAAGCUCUGGGGGAAGAGAAGAGGCAGAAACUGGAAGCUUUGUAUGGGCAGCUGGUCAGUUGUGGGGAACAUCUCGACACCUGCAAGGAGCUGACAGACGCAACCCAGGAGCUUUUCCUGGAAAACAACAAAGCCAAUUUUAUGAAGGCAGCAGUAACCAUGGUUGACAGGCUGGAAGAAUUCUUAAAGAAAGAAUUGCACUUAGAGCUUUCAACACUGCCAGACUUUGAAGAGCGGGUCAUAGAUUUCUCUGAAGUUGAACAACUAAUGAACUCCAUUAAUACUAUUCCAGCUCCUUGUGCCCCUGUUAUCAAUCCCCAGGCUCCCAAUACAGCAACUGGCACCUCACUGAGAGUUUGCUGGGGCCUCUUCUCGGAUGACACCGUCGAGUGCUACCAGCUGUGCUAUAAACCAGUGAGCACCGAGAGGCACAGUGAUGAACAAGCAGAGCAUACGCUAAAAGUCAAAGAAACAUACUGCACCAUUACUAAUCUGUUGCCAAAUACACAAUAUGAAUUUUGGGUCAGUGCUGUAAAUGUCUCUGGUAUCAGCCCACCAAGUGAAAGAGCAGUUUAUGUCACAGCUCCUUCACCACCUACCAUAAAGACUAAAAAGAUCCGAAGCUGUGAAAAUGCAGCACUGGUGUGCUGGGAAUCUAGAGACAUUAACCCUGUCGAUUCCUACACAGUUGAACUGUCCAAGCUGACAGAUGAAGAAAAUGGUGAAAUUACUGAAUCUAUUGUUGGGAUUCCUAACUGUGAAGUCCUAAUUCACCUUCAGCCAACACAAAGCUAUCGCAUCUGUGUUAGAGCCCUAAACCUGGGUGGUUCCAGUGAAAGGAGUGAACCUGUCCUGAUACACACCACAGGCACCUACUUCUGCCUUAACGAGGACACAGCCCAUCCUUUACUGGCAAUUCUAGAUGAUGGAUUUACAAUUGCAUGUGAUGAACUGGAAAACCCGGAGUGUGAUCUGCCUGUCUAUGAUAACAGCUUUACAAGAUGUAUUGGGAUCCUGGGCAGUCUGAUCCCAUUUCCAGGAAAGCAUUACUGGGAGGUGGAAGUUGAGGAAGAUACAGAGUACAGAAUCGGCGUGGCUUUUGAAAACACUCCGAGACACGGUUAUCUGGGGGCAAAUAACUCAUCCUGGUGCAUGAGGCACAUCAUCACACCAUCGAGGCACAAGUAUGAAUUUCUGCACAGUGGGAUGACACCAGACAUCAGAAUUACUGUCCCACCCAAAAGGAUUGGCAUCCUGCUGGACUACAAGAACUGCAAACUGUCAUUUUUCAACGCAGAUAUUGCCCAGCACCUUUACACAUUCAGCUCACAGUUCCAGCAUUAUGUCCACCCCUGCUUUGCUCUGGAAACACCUGGUAUCUUACGGAUACAUACUGGAAUUGCAACACCCCCGUGGACUGCCCUCCCAUAACCUGUGUUCUCCAUCUACCACAUCUGUGUGUAACUGCUGAGCAAUGCCCUCUUCCGGCACUUACUGCUCCAUCACGCUCCCUACAAACCACAGAGCAAAGCAACCCUGACCCAAACCAGCUGCCAGGCCUGAGCCCUUACAACAGUCUGUUCUCUGAGGUGGGAUCUUAGCAGACAACCGUUAUAGUCACAAGAUCCAUCAGCAUCCCAGAAUUCUCCAGUUAGAAAUGGAUAGCAUCCUUCUCAGAGGUGACACUGUCACCAAGCAGCAGUGGCAGCUGGAUCACUGGUUCCCCCAGCACCCAUUUGGUACCUAGGAAACUCCUCUGUUCCAGAGCAAUCACCAAUUCCACUCUUGUGUCUGCUGAAGAGCUAAAAACUGAAAGAAAAACAAAACCAGCAAAAGGCAUAAUCACUGUACAGCCGCUAGACAGAGCUGAAAACACUCCAACCAUGAAGCUGAUCGCACAAUCAAGUAUUCUUGUCGCUACAUGAAUUCUGUGACACAGGAUAAUCAAAUACACCUCCCUUGUGUGUGAACUGUGAGUGCCUACCAUACACAGUGAGGCUUUUUGAAAUGCCCAAGCGUGCGCUGUAGUCUCACACAUUAAAAAGACACUUUUACAUAAUA